CAGCCUCAACUGACCAAGUUACCACAAACCCAAUUCACUGUGGUCUUUGUGUGUUGUCAUUGAGUCCCUCACACAUCUCUUUCACCACCAUUUUCAGGAGACCAGGCCUGCAGGCAAAAAGCUACCACUGUAAUGAUAAUAUAAAACAAGCCCAGCCAUUUUUUUUCUUUGUUUUUUUUUUUUUUCUAUUCAGUGCCCCACACACAUCCUCCUCAUGCCCUCCACUGAGCAGCAUUUUAAGCAGCUUCUCCUCUGUUGGUGCUUUGUCCUGGCCAUUCCUCCUCUUCAUUCCUCAAAGCAUGGAUUCUCUAACAUGGAAAACCAUCCCAAUGGUUUCUGUUGUGUUCCAGCUCUGCUUUCUCUUGAAGGCUCACCCCUCUUUGUCUCAUCCUGACAAGAUUAUCCAGCUUCCUGGACAACCCCAGGUGGGCUUUCAGCAGUUUUCUGGUUAUGUCAGUCUGGAUGACAAGAAGCAAAGAGCUCUCUUUUACUACUUUGUUGAAGCUGAAUCAGACCCAGCUUCAAAACCACUGGUUUUGUGGUUGAAUGGAGGCCCUGGCUGUUCUUCACUUGGGGUGGGGGCAUUCUCUGAAAAUGGACCUUUCAGACCAAAUGGGGAGUUUCUGUUGAGGAAUGAGUAUAGCUGGAACAGAGAAGCAAAUAUGCUGUAUCUAGAGACACCAGUAGGAGUGGGAUUCUCUUAUUCAUCUGAUACCCCUUAUGUCACAGUGGAUGAUAAGAUAACAGCCAGGGACAAUCUUGCGUUCUUGCAGCUCUGGUUCCUCAAGUUUCCCCAAUACAAGCAUAGGGAUUUGUUUAUCACAGGGGAAAGUUAUGCAGGCCACUAUGUUCCCCAACUUGCAGAACUCAUGAUUCAGUUCAACAAAAAGGAGAAGUUGUUCAAUUUGAAGGGAAUUGCUCUGGGUAAUCCGGUUCUAGAAUUCGCCACUGACCUCAAUUCAAGGGCUGAGUACUUCUGGUCUCAUGGCCUAAUAUCGGAUUCAACAUACAGAUUGUUCACUUCUGCCUGUAACUAUUCUCGCUAUGUGAGUGAAUACUAUAGAGACUCAGUUUCAUCUGUUUGUUCAAGGGUGAUGGCCCAAGUAAGCAGAGAAACCAGUAAAUUUGUGGACAAGUAUGAUGUUACCCUUGACGUCUGCCUUUCAUCAGUACUCUCACAAUCCAAAGUCAUUAGUCCCCAACAAGUUGCAGAGACAAUAGACGUGUGCAUAGACGAUAAAACUGUGAAUUAUCUAAACCGAAAAGAUGUGCAGAAGGCUCUCCAUGCCAGGCUUGUUGGCAUUCGCAGUUGGACCGUCUGCAGCGACAUUCUGGAUUAUGAGCUCCUCAACCUGGAGAUACCUACGAUUUCCAUUGUGGGAUCACUCAUCAAGGCUGGAAUUCCAGUCCUGGUCUAUAGUGGAGAUCAAGAUUCAGUAAUACCGUUGACAGGGAGUCGAACUCUGGUUCAUAAUCUGGCUAAGGAGCUGGGACUAAACACAACUGUGCCUUACAGAGUUUGGUUUGAGGGGAAGCAGGUUGGUGGAUGGACUAGAGUUUAUGGUAAUAUCCUCUCAUUUGCCACCAUUAGAGGUGCUUCUCAUGAAGCUCCCUUCUCACAGCCUGAGAGAUCACUAGUGUUGUUCAAGUCAUUUCUUGAAGCCAGGCCUCUACCAGAAUUUUUCUGAUAUAAAAAUGGUCAGAUUUAGUAGUAAUUAAGCUGAGGUUGUAAGUAAACGUAUGGGCUUAUUCACAAGUGUUGUCAAAAAGAAAGGGGAAGAAAAUGAUUGUAAGUUUUCUUGUUUUCUUGGGUUUUUUGUCAAUGCGAUGAAUCUCUUGGGGUCCUGAAAUUUUGUAAAAAGAUAUUAUAAGAAAGAAGUGCCUUUUUGGUGAUAUAAGUUGGUUAAA
Molecule: messenger RNA, 1908 nt
Organism: Vitis riparia (riverbank grape)
Lineage: Eukaryota; Viridiplantae; Streptophyta; Magnoliopsida; Vitales; Vitaceae
Product: serine carboxypeptidase-like 45
Exons: 10
Coding region: 300-1688 (462 amino acids)
Biological process (GO): proteolysis
Cellular component (GO): vacuole
Molecular function (GO): serine-type carboxypeptidase activity
Source: RefSeq, a predicted model, not a curated record